GUGGAGUCGGUCCGUUGGAGGCGGAGUGUUGGCGAGAUUCUGUCGAAAAGAUGAGUUCCGGUGCCGGGAAUUUCCUCAAAGUCGUCUUCAAGAAUUUCGACGUUCUUGCUGGGCCUGUUGUUGGAUUGGUUUAUCCUCUAUACGCGUCAGUGAGGGCCAUAGAAUCGAAGUCUCCUGGGGAUGACAAGCAAUGGCUCACGUAUUGGGUUCUGUAUUCGCUGAUCACUUUGUUCGAGCUCACGUUCUACAAGGUCAUCGAAUGGAUUCCUAUAUGGCCGUAUGCCAAACUGAUCUUAACAUGCUGGUUGGUCAUACCGUGCUUCAGUGGCGCCGCUUAUGUCUACGAGCACUUUGUGAGGCCUCUGUUUGUCAACUCGCAGGCCGUCAAUGUCUGGUAUGUGCCCGGUAAGAAAGAUGAUGACUUUCCGCUUCCUGCUGGGAAAUCGGAUAUUAAUCAAGAGCCUUUCGAGAAGCGUGUUCGCUGGGCGGAUACUUCGGCGAAAAAUGUCGGUUACUCGGUUUUCGAUGAGGAUUACCGCUACUACUAAAGGGUGUGAUACGCCGAAGCAGGCUUCUGAUCAUACGAGUUAUGUUAUGUCUCACUGCAUAUGUUGUUCUUCCUUGUUCAUGUUUUGUUUUUUACUAGAGUCGAGAAGUUUACACCUUUUGCUAUGUGUGUGUAUAUACACAUACAUAUAUGUAUAUAGAUCUUAUAUAUGGAUGAGAUGGUCCAUCACUUGGAAUGAA
Tarenaya hassleriana is the source of this 747-nucleotide messenger RNA. Its product is annotated as HVA22-like protein b. The transcript has 5 exons. The record is from RefSeq and is a predicted model, not a curated record. Lineage: Eukaryota; Viridiplantae; Streptophyta; Magnoliopsida; Brassicales; Cleomaceae. The coding region runs from base 51 to 548 and encodes 165 amino acids.